Haplochromis burtoni (Burton's mouthbrooder) is the source of this 2472-nucleotide messenger RNA. It is a transcript of the gene abhd14b, whose product is annotated as abhydrolase domain containing 14B. Gene Ontology annotation, cellular component: cytoplasm. Bases 150 to 785 code for a protein of 211 amino acids. The record is from RefSeq and is a predicted model, not a curated record. NCBI's taxonomy places the organism in Eukaryota, Metazoa, Chordata, Actinopteri, Cichliformes, Cichlidae. The transcript is spliced from 4 exons.
CGCUAGACGUCAGUAGGGCGAUUUCCAAAGGUUUGUCUCUUUCUCUUGUUUUCCGGGGGAGAUAAACUGAAGCUAAGCUGCAGCUGGUUCAAGAACCUGUCUGACUUUCUCUGUUUUGCACCUUUAAUCAUCGGGGAUUCACAGUCGGGAUGGCAGCUGUUAAAAUGACGGAGGGUACAGUGCAGGUGGAGAGCUGCAACGCGCCACUGUUUUACAGACAAAGCGAACCUGUGACAGGAGAAGCAAAAGUGUCGGUUCUGCUUCUUCACGGCAUACGCUUCUCUUCAGAAAACUGGCUCAGCAUCGGCACUCUGGAGACGCUGGCCAAAGCGGGUUGCCGCGCGGUCGCCAUCGACCUGCCAGAACUUGGUCAGUCUAAAUCGGCCAAAGCCCCGGCGGCAGUGGGAACACCCGCCCCUGCAGGUUUCCUCAAAGAGGUGUUUGAGCAGCUGAAUCUAACCCCGGCGGUGGUGAUCAGCCCAUCCCUUAGCGGGAUGUAUUCCCUGCCCUUCCUCCUCGAGCACCAGGCUCUGGUGCGAGCCUACAUCCCUGUCGCUCCCAUCUGUACGGACAAAUUCACAGCGGAGCAGUACCAGAGCGUAAAGGUCCCAUCGCUGAUUGUUUACGGUGACCAGGACCAUCAACUCGGGGAGGUGUCGCUCCGUAACCUGAGCAAUCUGGCCAAUCACAAAGUGGUGGUGAUGAAGGGAGCAGGCCACCCCUGUUACCUGGACGACCCAGACACUUGGCACAAAGCUCUUACAGACUUCCUUAACACGCUGUGAAGCUCUUUGCUGUGCAUUAGCAGCGCGAUCGCCAAGAAUGCGGUCACGCAUAGGCAAACACAUUAAUCACUUGUGAAGAAUUGAACUCACGUAUUCCCAAUGCUUAACCUGAUUUGUAUGUUUUGAUACGUCUGCAAAUCGGGCCUUUUCUAAUGGUGACAGCAGUUGAACUUUUCCUUAAAAGGUUGAAGCCUGAAGCUUUUUGAGAAAUAUUGUCUCUUAAAUGAGAAAACCUGAUGUCAGUCUUGAAUCUGUACACUAAACACAAAGCUCAAGUCUGCAGCCGACUACUGAACCCAGGCGUGUAGGAUAACGACACGUGGUUCACCCACAUCACUGAACAGCGUCCAGUAUUUCCACUCUGGAAAUUUUGUUUCCUGUUUCGUUGUUGUAAAAUAUUUCGUUUGAGUAAUUUUGGUUUAAUUUAGGUGACUGAAGCUACUGUUCACUAACAUUAUAUAAAAUGACCGUGGUUGUUUUAGUGUUUGAGUGCACACAAAACUGCAAGUCUUCCAACUGUCACCUGGUCAAGGCUGCGAAGCAAGAUAGAAAUGUGUUAAACAUGUGUCGCUUUUAUGUCUCAGUGUUUCUGUCCUAAUGCAGUUUAUCUGACUUUGCAGUAAUCAUUACAGAACUGCCUGAAAUCAGCACGAACGAUGCCUUAAAUUCGCCAAAGACCAUUUUUCAAUAUAACCCAAGUUUUAAUAAAAGAAUGACACUUUAUGCCUCACACACUGAAACUCUGUAAUUAUGAAGCAAUCAGAAGGGAGCAUGUUAUGAACAUGGCACAAACAGAAUAAAGUUCAAAGAGAGCAGGCUGCAGGUCACUUUCAUGUCUCUGCACCAUGUUACGUUUGCCAAAUGCUAGCUGCCUACACAUUGCACUCAUACACACCAGGGUUGUAUUAAUCGUCUCAUCCCAGCGUUAGAAGUGAAUAUUUUUAAUAAAGCAUCAUAAUUAUUAUAUAUUUGCUUGGUUCUCAACAGACUGUGUGUUUUCUAUUUAACCGAGGAGUUAAAGCAGGUAACGUCAAACUGAUUUUACAUCACGGGCCACAGACAGCUUCGACUUCAAGUGGGUCAGCCCAGUGAAAGUACAUGAGAAACACGUAAAAUUACAGUUUAGUUCAUUACCCAGCUGAUGUUUCUGGGUAGAUUGUGGAAAAGCGGGAACUUUUCUGUCAUUUAAUUGUUUAUCUAUUACUUAAUGACUUUAGGAUAGUAUGAAUAGCAAUGUGGUGCUGUCUUUAUCAAUAGGAAAAUCUGUAAAACCCACAAAAAACCAGUUAAAAAUCUAUGCACUCGUUCACAUUUUCCAGCCAGAUUGGAAUUUUUACUGGGGAAUUUUUCCACCCCCCCCAAAAAACAAAACACCACACAAUAAAAUGAAGUGAAAAAUAUGAACAUUAUUUAAUAACUGAUUCUCUGUAAUAAACAAUUUGAAAAUAUUUUACAAGGAGUCACAGACACAAUAUUUUACAAAUUUUGCCCUCUUCUUUUUUGUUUUCUUCUUCUUUUUUUUAAGCUUCGUCUGUACAAAAGAAUGGAGCGACGACAUGGACUAGUGCCCAGAAAAGAAGGAGCUAAAUCUUCCACACAUACAAACAUUCACACUCACACACGUACGAGGAAGAAAAGAAAAACCAAAAAAAAAAAGAAAACAUUUUGACAUCAGAUCUCAAACUUA